This is a messenger RNA of Andrographis paniculata, 2298 nucleotides long. RefSeq lists its product as uncharacterized. The transcript has 3 exons. Bases 1237 to 2298 code for a protein of 353 amino acids. The record is from RefSeq and is a predicted model, not a curated record. Lineage: Eukaryota; Viridiplantae; Streptophyta; Magnoliopsida; Lamiales; Acanthaceae.
UUGAUUUUCCAGCCGAUUAGACGAAACCCUAGUCUCUCUCUCGAGUCGAGUCGUUCUCCCAACCCCGCCGACCGCCGCCAUAGUUCCUAUCUCCUUCUUGCUUGCUACCAUCGCCCAUUCUUCGCCAUCGUUCCUACCUCUAUUUCUUUCCACCGUCCAAAAACAUUGUUUCUCGCUACUGCUUCGGUUGGGUUCGCACCGUCCAAAAACAUUGUUUCUCGCUACUGCUUCGGUUGGGUUCGGUCGCAAUAUUGCUUCUCGUUGUUGCUUCAGUUUGGUUCGGUCACUUCGAAGCUUUUUACGUCCACUAUAUUCACCAGCAGGUCCUACACCAUAGAUUAUUCGGAAGCAAGUUGUAAUGGGUCCGAAGCGUUUUCAGCGUCCCACGAGUCCUACUCCUUCUGCUCGAUCACAGAGAUGUCUGUUUAGAGAGCAAGUGCGAGAACAACUCAUGGCGAAUCAAGGAAAUGCCACCGCUCCUUCUACUUUUGUCCCAGCUUUUCAGACUGCCGUUGGGGCAUCUUCAAACUCCGCCACAUCUGCAUCUUCGCAGGAGGUGCCGCUCCACGUCCCCACUGUGGUCCCGGCUGCCAUUCCCCCUGCACUUUCACAGACUGAGGAGCAACUAUUGAGAGCCCUCAGUAGCAUCCAACAGGGAAUGGCGAGGCUGCAAGCGCACCUCGCUUAGGUGGAACAAGCUCAAGCUGCGCAGGGAGCAUUUAUCGCUUCCCAAGCGGCACAAGCUGCCAACACCUCUACGAUGCCCGCAACCAUCACCCCCUACCACCUACUGCUGAGCCUUACCAGAGGGCUGAGGGACACAGGGCUGCUGAUCGCCUGCUUGUUGAAGUCCCCAUGGACGUUCACUACGAGUCCCUUCUGGAUCAUACUUUAAUUACAAGUUAUGCGCCCAGAGGCUCUGGCCAUUAUAAGGUGAAACCAGCGCUCGUUAGCCUGGCGAGCCAUAGUCAAUUUCAUGGGCUGCUCAAUGAAAGACCUUAUAAGCACCUACAGAACUUCAAUAGGAUCGCUGCCACCUCCAAAUCGCACGGCAUCACGGAGGAUGCUGCCAAACUGAUUCUGUUUCCCUUUUCUUUAACAGGAGAGGCCAGGAAAUGGUUUGAUAACCUCUAUCCCAUUCCUGGCUCAUUCAAGGAAGCAGCGUAGGCCUUCGUGAGUAAAUACCAUCCUGUUUCAAAGACCAUUCGCUAGAGGAAUGAAAUACUCACUUUCAAGAUGGCGAGUGAUGAGACCCUUCCUAAAGCCUGGAGCCAAUUCAAACAGUUGCUCCGCAACUGCCCUCAUCAUGAAAUCCCGGACUUCAUGGAGCUUCAAAUUUUCUACUUAGGAAUUACUCCUGAACUUAGAAUGUCCUUGGAUGCAGCGGCAGGAAGCUCGCUGAUGGGGCGCUGUGCCUCUGAAGCGAGGGCUUUGAUCGAAAAAAUGGCGGCCAAUCAAUCAAGUUGGCCAGAGUCCAACAGGCCCGAGCCAUCAAGGGGUCUAUACCAGGUUCCUGCUUUCGUAUCUCACGAUGCAAGGAUCGAUAGUCUGUCGAUCCAAGUUAAGGAGUUGUCUAAGCUCAUGAAGCAGGACCUGCGUAAUAAAGGAAAACAGGCGCUCCAUGAGGCUGUGGAAUGCGAGGAAAGAGCUUAUGAAGACCAACAAGGUCCGCAGGUUGCUGAGUGCUCAAACGAUGAAGCUCAGAACCCAGCGGAGGUCAUUUAUAUGGCUGGUAGAAAUGCCCCUCAAUUCCAGCAGUUCCAAAAGGGGCGGGCUCAAGGCCCCGCUGGACCGCGUCGUCAGCAACAAUUUCAGAGGCCACAACAGUUCGCUACGCAACAAUAUCAUCAAGGGGGAUAUUAUCCACAUCAACAACAAUACUAUCAAAUCCCCCAUUUCCCGCAGCAGGCACCUGCAUUCACUCAACCUCCCACAGCGGCACAAGCACCGCAGAGUCUGGAGGAACUCUGGAGGAACACAGAGCGAGCGAAUCAAGAGUUCCAAAGAAAUACAUUUGCUUCGAUCAAAAUGCUGGAAGUUCAAGUCGGGCAGAUUGCUGAAGCUCUGAAGUUGAAGCAAAAAGGAACGUUGCCUAGGACAGUCGAGACUGUCCCGAACCAAGCGAAGGCCAUCGAAACCAGAGGAGGAAAACGGAAGCAAUCGCCACCGCUGCCAGACAGAGGUAUUGAUCAAUCUCCUUCCUCUAUUGUUACUAAUGUGCCUGUGCAGGAUGAAUUAAAACAGAUUCCGUCUAAGGAGGAAGGUCUAUCCCAACCUCGAGGCCGCUCGGGAGUAUGA